UCGGAUAUAUGCAGAUACAUCCUCCUAAGAAAUAUUGAUUCCGAAACUAUAAAUCGCGAUGUAAGAUUUCACGUUAUUGGUCCAAUUGAGUAUUGUACGUUAAUAAUAUAAUGUUUGACCAAUCAAAUUUCGUCUCUUAUGUCGCUCGUUUUGUACGUUAUAAAUUAUGUCGAAGUAUUAUUUGUUUUACCUCGUUGGGAAUAAAUCAACUCGUGAAUCGUUGCGUUUUUGCGAAUUGUUAUCGAUUAAAAAUAAUCGAUUCGUCAAAUAUUGUUACUUUUAUUUUUAUCGAUGACGAUAAUUAUAUUGAUGAAUGUGCUCAAACUUUUCAGAAAAUAUACGUAAAGAAUCGUCGACGGCAUCGAAGCGACACCUAGGAAGAAUUUUUAUCGACGAAGAGAGUUUAAUUACCGACAGGUACUACGGAGAACCGUUGAUUUAUCUACAGAGCACAAAAUAUCGAAGAAGGAUAAAUAAAAUUUCUGAUUUAUCGACGGUAAAUACGUCGAUAAGAAUAGAAACGUCAUCUCAUUUAUCCUCUUUAGUAAUUAUUUAUAUAGCGUGGACCAAAUAUUUCUAGAUGGGCCAAAACUUUCUAAGUGAUUUUAAAAAUCAAUUACUCUUCUUCCAAAUUCUUUCAGCUAACUUUUUUUUUUUAGAUUGUAAAAUUACGAGCCUAGGAAAUUUCUUAAUUAAAAAAAAAAAAAUUAAGAAGUCCGCGUAAAAGAGUAAUCGAUUUUUAAACUCUUGUAGAACUUUUGGCCAAACUUGUAAAACUUGAUUUCAUUUUAAUCAUACUAUAUAUAUCUUUUCGAUAUUAUCUAUUCGCCGUGUGUAUUUGUAUUAAUUUUAAUUCUUAAAAAUGAGAACUUGAACGAGAAAAUAAAUCUUUUCAAGAAUAUUGUUAUAAAUGUUAACGUUAAGCCGAAUAGUCUAACUGUUACGAAACGUUGAAAAAGUUGUUGGUGAACAAACGAGAGAAGGAAAAAUGCAACGUAGAAUGAGGAUCGAUAAUGACAGGAGAGAAAAAGGGAACGGCUAGAAGGAGAUGAACGAGAAAGGAAAAAAGAGAGAGAAAAGAAGAAAAAAGGAAUGUUCUAGAGCUCCCUUUGUCGGUUUUUAUUGUUAUCGACCCGUCGGAGUUAUUUUCAAAAGAGAUAGCAAAGAUCACGCGACGUAUAUCUCUUUUUCCUGGAGUGUACAUUUUUUUCCUAGGGAUGCACUUUGGUAGAAUGGAUUUUUAUAAAAUGCACUAUCUCUUUGACACAAUACGGAUAUAAAUUAUAAAUAUUCACAAUUAAGAUAUACGUUGUUUAAUCGAUGGAGAUACAAAUAGAAAAAAAGAAAAAGUAUGUUCCAUAUUUUGUUGUUUUCUUUUAUUUUUAUUUUUUACUACUUUUCUAAACAAAAAGCAUUUAUAGAUCUACCGUAUCGUAAGGAGAAUAUUAAACGUUUAUAUGAACGAAACGAUUGGAAUCAGCUCGUAUAGACGUGCAUACAAAUCGAGCUAUAUAAAUUCAGGCUGUUCAUGUGCCAAUGCAGAAUCGAAAGUAAUCUCUUCCGAUUAGAAGAUCCAUUCACAUGUUAAUUCCCGAGGUGACUCGUUAUCGUCGAGACAAUCCCUUCUAAUCUCUUCAGCCGAAAGACACGUUUGCUUUUUUUCAUCUUGGUAACUUCGUCGGUUAUGCUUGUUCUUUUUCCUUUUUUUUUCUUCUUUUUUUCAAUUACUACGACAAAACAAGCGUACGUAGAAAAUUAACGACGAGUUCUUUGACAUCUCAAUAACACCGUAGCACGAAGUCCUUCGUCAAAGAAAUACUUUCAACCUAAAUGCCGUUUAUUAUCGUUAAAGACAAUAACUCGACGAUAUCACGAAACGCUUCGCCUUAUCUCAUGGAAAAAAAAGAAAAAAAAAGAAAAUGAAAAAGAAAGAGAAAAAUGAAAUAAAAAAAAAGAAAAAAGAAGAAAAGGAAAAAAAAUGAAUAUUAACGAUUUCAGUUUUCCUAUAAAUAAAGCCGAACGGGCCAACCGAACGUGUUAUAAUUUGUACGGCUAAAACAGAAAUCGUUCGUCGUUUCUCAACGCAAUGUCGCGAGUUAAUAAAACAGUUUUUAUAUCUCUUCUUCUUUUCGGUGCAGUCUGUUUUCAGAACGUCGAAUCAACGAUCGAUAUUUUCAGGAUAAUCGAACCGACCCGGCGUUUAUAUUGUCAAACGAAUUGCAUUGAUCUUAACAAUUGGAAUUAUAUUUGGAACUCGUUAUGUUUGAAAUUAUGUCCCGAAUUAGUAUUGUUCACGACUACCAGUACGAUCGGACAAUCAACGGGAACUAAUAUUUCUACAUCCACCCCGAUAACUAUGACGACUACGUCCACUACGACCGGUGGUGCAUCAUCUUCGACUACUCCAUCGAGUGCAGGAACGACAAUGGCGAAUAUGUCGACGACUAUGUCUACAACAAGUACGAAAGCUGCGUGAUCAAUGAUCCAAGUGAUUUCAUCUUAUAAUUGUCGAUCAUCUCAUCCAACAAAUACAAGAUGGCGUUGGGUGUUCGAAAUGAUUAUAAACACGAUAACAAAUUUAUAAUGUUCAUAGGUUUGACAUAUGUUCUAAUCUAUCUAUCGCGUUUAGAGACAACGUAUGCAGUUUUUUAGUUUUUCUUUUCUUUUUUUUUUUUGUACUACACGUAGUUAUUUUUUUCUCUUUAUGUAGUAACAAUAAAGUAAGCAUUACUUA
Vespula vulgaris is the source of this 2734-nucleotide messenger RNA. RefSeq names its product integumentary mucin C.1-like. The record is from RefSeq and is a predicted model, not a curated record. NCBI's taxonomy places the organism in Eukaryota, Metazoa, Arthropoda, Insecta, Hymenoptera, Vespidae. The transcript is spliced from 2 exons. The coding region runs from base 2087 to 2476 and encodes 129 amino acids.